Messenger RNA from Periconia digitata, 1622 nucleotides. The record is from the annotation of a GenBank genome assembly. Lineage: Eukaryota; Fungi; Ascomycota; Dothideomycetes; Pleosporales; Periconiaceae.
UCUCCCCACGAUAUGCUGGAGUGGAGAUGAUGGGGUAUGUUGCUUGUGUGUGGAGAAGAAAAGUGUGGGGAGAUGUUGGAACUCACUCAGCAUAUGCUUACUCGAAACCGCAGAGGAACAGCCGCGGCAAUUCAGCAGGGGAAAAAAAAGGCUGGGCAAUCAAUCAGCAUCCAUCAGCAACAACAACAACUACUACUGCUACUACAACUACCACCUCGCUCCCCCCCUUGAGCUGAGAAAAAAAACCAUGCCUCCAACCCCCCUCCUCCAUCUUCCCCCUUGAGAACAGCAAUCUCUGAUCAAAAGAUAAAAAAAUGUCUCCCAACCCACCACAAAAAGAAACCUUUGGCAACCUCGGUCCUUGGGCCGAACCAUCCUGGUACAGCUCCCUCGCGUCGCCCUACUACACGGCAUCGCACAAGCACCUCCGCAACAGCAUCCGCGCCUACAUCGAUGCCGCGGUGAAACCUCACAUGCUGGAAUGGGAGGAAGCCGGCGAAGCCCCGCGGGAAGCGCGACUCGACUACGCGCGCUCGGGCUACGCCUUCGCCGACGUGCCCGCCGCGUACCGUCCCAAGCAUGUGCCGGGCCCCGCGGGCAUCCCCGUCGCGGAGCUGGAUCUGUUCCACUUGAUGAUCAUGACGGACGAGGCGAGUCGGGUCGAGGGCGGGGUGCAGACGGCGCUCACGGGGGGGAGUGUGAUUGGGGUGCCGCCGAUCGUGGCGCAUGGGACUGAGGAGCAGAAGAGGAGGUGGUUGCCGGGGUUGUUUACGUGGGAGACGAGUGUUGCGUUGGCGGUUACGGAGCCGAGUGGUGGUUCCGAUGUCGCCAACAUCCAAACCACGGCCGUCAAGUCUGAAGACGGCUCCCACUACAUUGUAAACGGCUACAAGAAAUGGAUCACCGGCAUGCCGUGGGCAACGCACAUGACGACCGCCGUGCGCACCGGCGGCCCAGGCAUGUCCGGAAUCUCGGUGCUCGUGAUCGCCACGUCCAGCAAAGGCCUCACGCACCGCCGCAUCGCCAACAGCGGCCAGAAAUCCGGCGGCGCGAGCUUCGUCGAGCUCGACAACGUCGCCGUACCUGUUUCCAACCUCCUCGGCGCAGAAAACCGCGGCUUCCCCAUCAUCAUGAAGAACUUCAACAAAGAGCGCUUCAUCAUGUCCAUUGGCUGUAACCGCAAAGCGCGGACGUGCCUCUCGUCGUCGUUCGAGUACGCGAGCGCCAGAGUCACGUUUGGGAAACCCCUGAUUGCGAAUCAGAUCAUCAGCCACAAGCUUGCCACCAUUGGCCGCUAUGUCGAGAGCCAUUGGGCCUGGCUCGAGCAGAUUGCGUACCAUAUCCAGCAGAGCUCGCUCGCGUGGCAGGACCCGGAUAUCGCGGGCCAGAUUGCGCUCGCAAAAGUGCACGGUGGCAGGCUUCUGGAGAUGGCGAAUCGAGAGGCGCAGCAGAUUUUCGGCGGCGCUGGGUAUCAGAAGGGAGGGGGGCCUGGCGCUGUUGUCGAGCAGAUGAGUCGCGAUUUGAGGAUGAUGGUCGUCGGCGGCGGAAGCGAAGAAAUCAUCGCAGAUCUAGCUGUCCGGCAAGAAACUCUCCUCGCCAAGAAGCGCGGUUGGAAAUUGUAA